AUGUCUCGAGCAACUAAAACUCUAGAUAAUAGUAAAAAAUCAUCUAAGAAGAGAGCGGAAAAUACUGCCAUUAAUUGCUUUUUAAGUGAUUUACUAAGAAAAAAUCCAGAUAAACACCCUACCGAUGAAUAUGAUCAUGAUCCUAUAGAAGAUAUUUCAGAUAGUUUAGCAGGAUUAAUAUUAAAUAGUGUUAUAAAAACUGCUGUUAGACGUGCUGUUAAGAAAUCAUCAGCAGAUGAUGGUACCAGAGGGACCCCCACAAUCUCAGAUGAUUCUUUUGGAGUUGACUCGUUAGAUGCUUCGCAAGGUUGUUUAGCAUGA
Molecule: messenger RNA, 321 nt
Organism: Ambispora leptoticha
Lineage: Eukaryota; Fungi; Glomeromycota; Glomeromycetes; Archaeosporales; Ambisporaceae
Source: the annotation of a GenBank genome assembly